AUGAUUGAUCCGUGGCACAUCAUGUUCUGGGAUUAUCGACGCAAAGCCUUCUGCGGUGGUUUUUUAGAGAAGUAUAAUAGUUAUAUCAUAGAAGAUGCUAAAGGCUAUAAGGUGGAUCGAUUUUAUUUGAAGCUAGCACUAUUGAACGAGCGAUGGAUAGUAACGGCGGCCCAUUGUUUCGAGACGGGCUCCGAGUCGGCGAUCGACGUAAAGCUCGGCAAAUACGACCAAACAAUGACCGAAGAGACCGAAGUUGUGGCCAAAAUAGCGGAAGUGAUUCGUCACCCGGACUUCAGUCGCGACACGUUUGACAACGACAUAGCGUUGGUUCGGUUGACACAACACAUCUCAUUCACGCCCAGCAUUACUCCCGUUUGUGUCAUCGAUAAGCGGGAGCGCCGGCAGACCGAGGAGUACUACCUGCGGCCCAACAGCGCCCUCCGUAUCGGACACGUGACCGGUUGGGGUCAGCUGAAGGAGAACGGCCCGCAGCCCCGGUAUCUCCAGGAACUCCGUGUGCCGAUCGUGGAGGAGAGCAAAUGCAAACAGUCGACGGCAUUCAAAGUGACCGCUAAUAUGUUUUGCGCCGGUUAUGGGAAGGAAGUGUUGGGCGACGCCUGUAAGGGCGACUCCGGCGGCCCGUUUGUCGUCCCCUAUAAGUCCCGAUGGAUUAUCUUAGGGCUGGUGUCGUGGGGCGAGGGCUGCGGCCGAACCGGAAAGUUUGGUUUCUAUACUAAAGUCAACAACUAUUUGGAUUGGAUUAACGCAAUCAUCAAAUUGUGAUACAAAUUACUAGAAUU
This is a messenger RNA of Medioppia subpectinata, 800 nucleotides long. The record is from the annotation of a GenBank genome assembly. NCBI's taxonomy places the organism in Eukaryota, Metazoa, Arthropoda, Arachnida, Sarcoptiformes, Oppiidae.